CCCGCCCUGCACAUCAUCGCGAGAGAGCGCAUACCGAAUCACGAGAAACUUUUGCCCGGAGCGUGCGACGAUAGUCACCAACACAUACGCGAAGAUGGGUGAUAGCUUUCUGCAUCUCGCCCGGCCGCUGGCUCCGGCUGUCGUCUCAACACAAACCGCGUCGACUGCACCAGUGACGGUCACUGUUCAACCACAGGCUCUAUUCUCAAUUCUCGACCAUGCCUCUCGACGACCAGCAGAGCAAGAGCGAGUCAUCGGAACACUUUUAGGAGUCAGAUCAGAAGAUGGAACCGAGGUCGAAAUCCGGAAUUGCUACGCAGUGCCCCACACAGAGACUGCUGAGCAAGUUGAGGUGGACAUGGACUACCAAAAGCGCAUGCUCGAACUACACCUGAAAGCGUCGCCCAAGGAGAUCCUCAUCGGAUGGUAUGCGACAAGCAGCGAGCUCAACACCUUCAGCGCAUUGAUUCAGAACUUUUAUUCGCAACAAGGCGAAGGCACAUUCCCGCACCCCGCAGUUCACCUCACAGUCUCGACGGUCCCAGGCCAGGAUAUUGCAGCCAGUACAUACAUCAGCGCGCCCAUUGGCGUUACAGCGGAACGUGCUGCAGAUUCGUGCCUAUUCAUUCCAGUUCCGCACGAGAUCAAAUACGGAGAUGCGGAGAAGAGCGGAUUGGAAUUGAUUGCAGCUGCACGAGAUCGUGAGGAUAGAUUACAUCCGGUUCACACCGAUAUCGAGACUCUGGAGCGGGCGAUAGAACAUGUUCUGGAGAUGCUGGAGCGCGUCAGCACCUAUGUUUCAAACGUGUUGGAUGAGGAAGCUGAGCCCAGUUCUGCUCUGGGUCAAUUCCUGCUCAACACGCUCAGUCUUGCUCCCAAAGUCGAUUCAGAAGAGAUCGAGAAGGACUUCAACAACCACAUUCAAGAUGUCCUUUUGGUCUCAUACCUCGCCAACACAAUCCGCACACAAAUCGACCUGUCAAACCGUCUUGCGACAGCGACCUUGACAUCAGGUGGCGAGGCGACAGGCAACACAGAUCAGAAGGGUGGUCAAAGAGGCGACCGUCAGCAAAACCAACGAUCAGGAGCUGGCCAAGGUGGCCGGCGAGGAGAGCAGUAGUCCUUGACAUUUCCUUGCGACUAGGCCAGCACUUGCAGGACUUGGUCGGGUUUGAAGAAAGAUUUCUUUAGUAGAAAAUAGCUACUACUCAAUUUAGAUUCAUGGCUCCAAGCAGAGGAGCCUUUGACUUUAGCAAACGCUGUGUCCAGCAUGUGAAAACUUUCGAAGAUGCCCGAAUAUCGUAUGACGUGCGUGAUUGACAGACCUUGCAAACUCCCGACGCCUUCGCUAACCCGCAGAACAACACGCGUGAGUUAACAGAAUUCAGCUCGAUGCUCUCUUUGGAGCAGGAGCCUUUGUCGCCCCAUCAUCCUCCGCCUUUCUCUUUCUUCGCCCCCUACCAGGACCUUUGUACUUCAUUUCGGUUUCCUCAACACCCGCCAUUCC
Molecule: messenger RNA, 1507 nt
Organism: Dissoconium aciculare CBS 342.82
Lineage: Eukaryota; Fungi; Ascomycota; Dothideomycetes; Mycosphaerellales; Dissoconiaceae
Product: Mov34-domain-containing protein
Exons: 2
Coding region: 95-1120 (341 amino acids)
Biological process (GO): translational initiation
Cellular component (GO): eukaryotic translation initiation factor 3 complex, eIF3m
Molecular function (GO): translation initiation factor activity; metallopeptidase activity; translation initiation factor binding
Source: RefSeq, a predicted model, not a curated record